AUGUCUCAGGAUGAGGAAAAAGAGGCUGCGAUCUCGAAUGAUCUCCCAGGCGCUGCGCACUCCGUAGCAAAGCAAACCAGUCCGCCUUCUAUAGCCUUUGGAGAGCGAGCUCUGAACGGCGCAUCAACGCCGCCUAGUGCGCGAAGGCCGGAGCGGAUGCAGAGCGGCAAAGCGAAGCGGGAACUCAGCCACGCCCGGUCUCAGUCACGACAUCAUCAUCAGCAGCAGGAUCUUAAGACCGUUGGCGAAUAUGCGUUGCAUCACCUCUUCAAUGCUUUCGUUGGCCAAGCAGAUCAGAAGAUCAAUCAAUGUAUCACUAACCCGGAGCUCCCUGAGCCCAGGGUUGAGCUCAUCUGUGGACCUGGUGUCGAUCCAAGUUUCGAUCAGCUUAUUUCAGCCUUGGGUCACAUCGCACGCCAGAAACCAAAACCACUUAUUGACACCUUGAUGUUUUGGCGCAAGGCCAAGAGCGAAGCCGCAACCAACGCAAGAGCGGAACUCGCGCAGUUGUAUCAGCAUCUCCAGCAGCGUGGCAUAACUCCACCAACAAACGGUCUUCUACCCCGUAGAAAUGCAGAAGGCAUCCAAACAAAUGUUGACGCCCAUACGAGUCACGCAGCGAAGCCAAGUCUGCAAAGUUCCAUAUCUGCACGCGAGACUGUCGUGGCGCAAGCCGAACGACGCUCGACAGUCUCAAUCUAUCUGUUGUGCCGGGUGCUUAUUGAGAUCAUAGGCCAGAGCAGCUUAGCAUGCGUUACCCCUGAGAUGGCCGACCGCCUUGAAGACAUUAUCUACACUCAAUUGACGGCAGCGGAUCCAGCAUCUUUGGACAGCUCGCCCCUCAGGCACGCUAAUUGGGUGAUAUUCAGUCAGCUGCUUGGCGUAAUGAGUGAAAUAAACUUUGAUCACGUGUCAGACAGAUUUGUUAAAGAUCUGGAGAAGAUGCAAAACCAUCUGGGCGUGAAAGGGCUGGCUAACAGAGAAGUCGAAGCGAGGGCUGUACUGAUAGUAAAGGGUAUGCGACAUCUGCGUGUCAGGUUCUAUCCAGAAGACGCCUGGGAAAGAUCGUGCGAGUUCAUGCAGUCGCUUGCGAAGCUGUUUGCCAAUGUGCAUGGACAACCAGUCAAAUACUCAUACUGUCAACUCUUCAGAGAAUUGCUACUGCCAAUAGCAGCAAAAGCCACCUCAGAACUCAAUGUACCACAGUGGAAAACCGCCAUCGACACGAUCAGGGCAAGACUACUCCUCAUGAUGGCCAAGCCAAAACAUUGGUUGGAGGCUUUUCCACUGAUGGCGGUGCUAUUGUGUGUCUCUCCAGUGGACGUGUUCGCCUCGCAGUGGCAGCAACUAGUUCUGCCCCUACAGUCCAGACUUAAGGAACGGACAACCCGUGCAGUUGCACUUAGAGGCAUCUGUCGCCUGGUCUGGACGUACCUGUACAGGAACUCUGAUACGCAGAAUGUUACAGUGCGGAAAUUGGACGAGAUUGUUCGUCUGGUCUUUCAACCCGGCAAGAAGUCGUAUCUCUCAACCGAGACUGCCAUUGCGGAGCCAAUCAUUCAGUUGAUACGUAUUAUUGGAUUCUCGCACCAAGACUUCUGCUUCAGGACAAUAAUCUUUCCACUGCUGAACUCCGAGCAAUUUGCAUCUGGGAAAGACCUGAAAGUUGAGAAUCUAGAGCCCGAAAGAAUGGUGAUCGGCAUUCGCGCUUUUCUUGCCAUUAUGGCCGAUCUCGAAAAGGGCGAGCAGCCACCAUUUCCUGUCACGUUCGACCACGAUCCUUACGUUGACGCAACCGAGAUCAUGUCCCUACCGGCGAGUCCGCGUCCAGUCGUUCAGCCGCCACCAAGGGCAACAACUAUCAAGGAAGAACGUCUUUCCAGACCGGUGACGACUGCGGGAUUUCCAGAGAUAACGAAGGAAUACUACAUCAGGUUCUGUAAAGUGCUAGGGGAGAUCACAAUCAUCUGUGACAACGCUUUCGGUGGGCAGGCUGUGUUAGACGAGAAGUUCUCUGCACAAACCCCAAAAACACCUAUGGCCGACGCCUUCAGUUUUGCCCGUCGCGACGAUAGUUAUGGUCCUGCGGACCCCAAGCAGGGAUUCUAUGAUCUGUUGCACGUUGCUGUCCAAGCGUUACCUCGCUGCUUGUCGCCGCACAUUCCAUUCAACUCCCUCAUCAACCUGCUUUGCACAGGCACAGCGCACGUGCACCGAAACAUUGCGGCCUCUUCGGCGCAGUCUCUCAAAUCUAUAGCUCGACAGUCGCAUGCACAACAAGUCACUGUCGGGUUCGCUCGAUUUAUCUUCAAUUACGACGAUCGGUACGCCACCAUGUCCGACGGCGGAAUGCUAGGUGCCGGUCACAUUGAGAACACGUUGAGGCUCUACGUCGAGCUGCUGCAUAUAUGGAUUGAGGAGAUCAAGCAGAAAAGCAAAAAGGCUACCGCGGAGCCUGGAGAAGAUGGGAUGUCAGGCAGCCGGGGUGCUCAGCUCGAUCUUUCAGGUGUUUGGGCCCACGUCGAUGAGAUCGAGUCCCAUGGGCUUUUCUUCCUUUGCUCCCCAUCCAGACGAGUUCGCUCCUUUGCGGUCACAGUAUUGCGGCUUGUCACUGAGUUCGACACUGCUCUUGGCAAGGACAGCACCAGGGUCAUUCGUAUCAUGGAGGGCAGCCCUCAAAAGGUCAUGGACGUCAAUGAUGAGAAGUUGUCUCUAGCCGAGCGAAGCCGCCUGCAGCGAGGGAUGAGGAAGAGCAACCUGCAAAGCACGCUGGUUGAACUUUGCAGUAGCGAUGUUGCCUACGAUUCUACCCUGUGGUUCAAAAUUUUCCCCAACUUGAUUCGACUCAGCUUCGAGGUAUGCCCCUUUGCGGUCACUCUGACAAGAGACAUAGUCUGUGCGCGGCUGUCUCAGAUGCAAAGGACUCUGGUCGCGCUGACUGAAGGAACACGCUCGGUUCCAUACACCUCGCUGGAAUCGGCGCAAAGCCGAGUUGUUGGCCGACUGGCGUCAACCGCGCCCGAACUUGUGGUCGAGCAGUGGAAGCUCUACUUGAUCUUCGCCUGCACAACGCUCACAAACGCAGGUAGCCAGCAACAAAGCCCUCCACAGCCGGGUCAGCAGCACAUACGGAACCCUUCAAAAUCUUCGCAGCGAAGCCAAAGCAAAGUCCAAUCAGCCGGAGAUCUCUUCGCUAGAGUAAUACCCUUCCUGGCCGCCGAGAGCCCAGCAAUUCGUGAAGCUGUUGCCGUAGGCUUAGGUUCCAUAAACGUGAACUUGUACCGCACCUUGCUGGAAUCGAUGCAGAACGCGGUCUCAACUUGCUCCGACGAGGCGAAAGUCCGCCUUACAACGCACCAACGCUCGGCCAGCAGUCCCCGUCGUAACCCUCACACCGAUCAUCUCCGGACCGAGAUCACUCAUGUUUACAAAUUGACAUCACACUUCCUUCAGUCCGCAGAAGCGUACAAUGACGAAUGGAUCUUGAACAACCUGGUCAAUUACACUAAAGAUCUCCGCUUGUUCCUCAAUGACGCCGAGAUACAGACUGAGUGGAGCUUUCACAAGCUGCGCACCCACUACUGUGGGUUAGUCGAGGAAUUAUUUGAGGGCAUCAACAAGACUAAGGAUCCCAUCCGAUGGAUGCCCUUCCAGGCUAGGAAGGCCGCGUUCGCCCUCAUGGAAGACUGGUGUGGUUACUCUCCCAAUCAGAGUCAAAUACGCCAGCGGGAAGACACAAUGCGGAGAUCGAUUCUUGACCGUGAGCACGACCUCGGCAACAAAGACAUUCGGACAGCUGCGAUGGAGAUAGAGAAGCGAAAUCUACGUACAGCGGCGCUUAGUGCGAUGGCAGCGCUAUGUGGCGGGCCGGUGAGUAUCACCACGGACAGUAAGGUCAACCUGCAAUUUGACGUACGCCGUAUGCUCUCGUGGAUCGACACUAUCUUCGAAACUGCUAGUGACAGGAUGCACGCCAUUGGACGUAGGGCCCUCAAAAACCUCAUCCUGCACAAUAGGCAACAUCCAUAUCUCCUCGCGCGAUCGAUCGAGAAGUGUUAUGUCGCAAAAUCACCAAAGGCGUUGGAAAGCUACUUUGAAGUCGUUACGCAGCUGCUGACAGAACGCGACGAUUUCGUUUUGCCCUUCUGGAAAGUGUUGGGUGCCGGGUUGUAUACACUCGGCAACGAAAGCAACGCACUUCGUAUGAAAUCCGCGCGUCUGUUGCGGACCGUCGAGGAACGGCUGGAAAGAAGCUCGAAGUUGCAGGACCUGGACAUUAGCAUCUCUGAUAAGACUAUUGCUGUUUACAAGCUGGCUCAGUUCGAGGUAUCGCGCAGAUUGGCGAACCAACACUCGGAACUCGCCUUCCACGUCUUCUCCGAAUUCUCCGUACACUUCAGGGAUUUGAACCCCGAUCACCAGCGGAACAUGGUAGCAGCGAUGUUACCUUGGAUUCAGACCAUCAAUCUCCAACUGGAUCCCAAUGGCGGUCCUACGGCAAAUUCGUACAUGGUUCUUGUCAACCUGUUCGAGAUCACUGUUCGGUGCGGGACAGCCCUUCACAAUGAAAUCCAAGCGCUGUGGCAAGCAUUGGCCACUGGUCCGCACGCGGGGAACGUACAGCUUAUCCUUAACUUCAUCAUAUCUCUGUGUCUCGACAAGAGGGAACAGAAUUUUGUGGAUUACGUCAAGCAGAUCGUAGUCUAUAUGUCCAGUACACCAGCAGGGCUUAAAGUGGUGGAGUUCUUACUUUUGCAAAUAACACCGAAGGCCAUGGUCACGGAGAAGCGAGAGCCUACUCUUAUACCGCCAGACGCUGCAGCGUUACCUUACUUAGCAGACUUGGGUCAGGUCCUACCCACCAGCAACAAGCAGACAGGAUUCUCCAUGGGUCAGCUGUGCCUAGUCUUGCUAGUAGACCUUAUGGUGCCCCCUCUGCAGCUAGCAAAAGAGCAGAUACCAUUGCUGUUGCAAGUUGUCCUUGUCCUGUGGGACCAUUACACGCCGCUAGUUCAAGAUCAGGCACGCGAGAUGCUCGUCCAUCUCAUCCAUGAAUUGGUUAUCUCGAAAAUCGAGAACGACCGUACAACUCCGGACAAGCGUUCCAUCGAGGACUUCAUUGAGUCAGUUCGUCGAAAUGACCCAAAGGUUGUUUGGGGCUAUGAGGAGAACAAUGGUGAUCGUGAAGAUGACCUUGGUCCCCGAGUGCCUGCAGCCAUGGCCUAUGUCGCCGACGAAGUCCUCAAGAUAUUUGGAUUGAUGUAUCCCGGCUUCCGCGAGGAUUGGGGCAAGAUGAUCCUACACUGGGCUACAUCUUGUCCGGUGCGCCAUUUAGCAUGUCGCUCGUUCCAGUUGUUCCGUUGCGUGUCCAGCACAUUGGAUCAGCCAAUGCUUGCGGACAUGCUUGCACGUCUAUCAAACACAAUCUCUGAUGACGAAGGGGAUAUCCAAACGUUCUCUAUGGAGAUCGUCACAACGCUCAAGACAAUCAUCCAAUCACUGAGUUCUGAGGAUAUCAUGCAAUGCCCUCAGCUAUUCUGGACGACUUGCGCAUGCUUGGAUACGAUCCAUGAGCGGGAAUUCAUGGAGAGCUUGGAUAUGCUGGACAAGCUACUCGACAAAAUCAACAUUGGCGACCCGGCUGUUGUCAAGGUCCUCAAAGACUGCCAGCCCCAGAAGUGGGACGGCGGGUUUGCAGGGUUAGCGGGACUCAUCUACAAGGGGGUCAGAUCAAGUAUAUGCCUCGACCGAUCGCUCAGAUUGCUCGAGAGGCUCGUUGCCCUCCCGCCGAACGAGCUGGUCGGAGACAACAGCCGUCUGCUUUUUGUUGUCUUAGCUAAUUUACCGCGCUUCCUUCGCUCCUUCGACGAGGAUGUCAGGGACCCCCUCACAUUGUCUUCAGCAACGACGCUGGCUGCAGUGGCGGGGAGUCAGAACUGCGACCAUAUAGCAAGAGCACUGAAUGGCUUUGCGAACUUCCGGUACCGGGCAGGCAAAGACUUCCUGGCCCAGAUAGUCUCAGCCAUACGGACAUCGUUCCUGCCAGACCUGGAAUACCAGUGCUUGGUCUUCUUGCUGGGCCUCCUUACUAACAAGCUUCCAUGGUUCAAAAUCAAGACGAUGCAGCUUCUCUGCGUUAUCGUACCUGAUAUCGAUCUGCGGAAGCCCGAAAUAGCCGCCAAGGGCCCUGACCUUAUCUCACCACUGCUGAGACUACUGCAGACCGAGUUCUGCCCGCAGGCUCUGCAGGUACUCGACAAUGUUAUGACAAUGUCUGGUGCACCGACGCCUCUAGACCGACACCACUUGCGGAUGAGCAUGGCUGGCGCUCAUUCGAGUCGCGCUUUCCGCAAGGAGUACGAGCGCACGCAGAGUUUGUAUGGUAUACCCGAGGAGACUGGAUGGUCAAUUCCCAUGCCGGCCGAUCAAUCUCAAAGCACGAGAAACAAUGUACACGCAGUGUUCUACACUUGUGUGACAAACGCAGCCGUGAGUACUGCCGAAGUCGCGACUCCCAAGAUCGAGUUCCGCCAGGAGGAGGAGUAUCACGGCUACUUCCCUGAAUAUCGAACAGCAACGAUGACCUCUGAGGAAGUCCGAGGUGAUGCUCAUAUCGGAGAGCUUGUUUCGCAACUUGACAGUCUCGACGACUUCUUCGACGACGAGACCAUGGUGGAUAACAACAGUAUGCCCAGCUUGCCCACAAGCCCAGGCUUAAGCCGCUUUACAAGCGCCAAUGGGGUUUCCGACGCUCGCGAGAAUGUCUACGACCAGCAGACGGCGCCGAUACUGCACAAGUCCCUUACGCGCAACGCCAGCGUCACCUCAUUCCAGACCGGCUUUGCAGAUAUGAGAUACUCUCGAGAUCCCGGGAUCAUGACACCCACAGCUUUCACCGCGCCUGCUAUACCACCAGUGCCGACUGUACCCACCUUGGUGGCUGCGCUGGCCCAACCUCGUCCCGGCUUGCACUCGCGAUCUGUGACUUCGCCUCCAACAGUCAUCCAGCGCACGCCUCCCGGGAGUGAAUUUCGACUCGACGAAAACGACGAGUCGAUCUCAGACGAUGAGCUCACGACAUCGCGCGCGUCUACCAAUGACAAACCCUCGACUUUCGACAGAUUUACGCAGGGCACGCGAUCGGGUUGGCGCUCCGCCACGCGCAGGCUGACCGGCGGAGGCGGCGACGCGAGAGACAAGGAGCGGACUCGGGAGGCGAUACGCGCCCAGACGCAGCAGAGCCCGCAGGUACCCAAGGUGCCAGACGUCUACCUGCAAAAUGUCCCAAAUCCUCAGUCGGCCGACCCGUGA
This is a messenger RNA of Coniosporium apollinis CBS 100218, 7311 nucleotides long. RefSeq lists its product as uncharacterized. The record is from RefSeq and is a predicted model, not a curated record. The transcript is spliced from 5 exons. Bases 1 to 7311 code for a protein of 2436 amino acids. Lineage: Eukaryota; Fungi; Ascomycota; Dothideomycetes. Gene Ontology annotation, biological process: cell morphogenesis. Gene Ontology annotation, cellular component: cell cortex; site of polarized growth.